CUUCCAAGAGAGAUACAACUUCACAUCUUCUUGGACAGCGUCUCAACUGAACGGCAACACCUGGAUCCUUCUGCCUGCCGGUCCGCCAGCAGUCCUUGGUUGCGCAUGUUCCACGGCAAGAAGUCUCUCCCUCUCAUCUGCAGAGCGACGCGGUGGGCCGGAACAGCAGCCCUGUACGAAGACAUUGUUCUUCGCAGGAUGAGCCAAUUUGCCCCUCUUUCACGCACCUUGAAGUCCGAAGACGUCGGCAGGGUUUUAGGUCGGAUGGUGAGGAGCAUCCGCAUGGACACGUGUAUGGUGCUAGACGAGUACGCGGGACCCGCUCGACGCGACCUCGCCACAAUAUUCAAGCGCUGUCCAAACGUCAAGUCGGUUCAGUACAUUCCCCAUCCGAACUUUCUUCAUCUCGACUUUCCCGAGGAGGGCUGGCUGUGGGAGAUCAUAUACAAUCCGACGUGGCUGUUCCGGCCCUCUUCUCCCGACCACCCAGCGUUGUUGUGCCUAACGGCGUCCCACCUUCUCCACCUCGACAUAUGCGCUGCUCUUCAGGACGCCGAUACGAUACGAGACAUCCAGGUCCUACUUCAAAGCACUCAACGACUCCAAUCUUUGGCGCUGAAGCGUUCAAACGAAGGCGCCUCGACCCCCGAACUUACCCAUUGGCUACGACAUGUCACCACCCAACCGGAUUUAUCCCCUGUGCACCUUCCCUCCUUAGUAUCGUUCACCUUCGAUUCUGGAGCGCAUCCGGAGCUUCAACGCGACGUAGUCAUCCGAUGGAGCCUCCCUGCGUUGCAGCGUCUCACCGUUGUGCUCCAUCCUCAUCGCCCAUACGAUCCAAUGGGCCUUCUCGAGCGCCACGGUCGCCUUCUGCGCUACCUCCACCUCUUCCCCAAGUUCUCUGUAACCGAAUCUCUCACUCAAAUGCAAGAAGCCCGUCUCGCAGAGUCGCUCGACACCCUAUUCCCCGUUCUCGAACACCUCGUUCUCCCCCGCUUCCCGUCCUAUCCCGGACCAUACCUCUUCCGCUCUCCCUCGCUCAAGUGGCUCGAUCUAUGGAUCAUGGCGGACCACCAGCGGAACAACAAUAUCGAAACCGACGCCCUCUGGACCCCAAACGCAGACGCGAUCCGCGCGAGCUUCGUCGACAGAAAGCUCAGCGCGACACCUAGCCUCCGCAACGUCCGUCUUCUGGACCCGAUCUCGUACAAACAGGCUUACACCAGCGAGGUGCGGUCGACGGACGCGGCCCAGUGGCCGGAGAUCUGCGCGCCAGACGCCUUCGACCCUGGUGGGCCCGGUGCCGGGUCCGCAGCGUCAGGAACGGAGGGGCCCGGGGAAGAACGUGUCCGUUGCGUUAUCCAUCGUCUCUCGACGCGGUGGCUCUUGCAGUCGGAGCACAUGGUGAUUCCGGACGACUCGCGGGAGGUGGGGCAUGUGGGCGUCGACCUGUUCGGUCUGGAGGAUAUGCUCGAGGAGAUCUCGGAAACAGGAUUCGUUCUGAAGGGAACGGAGAGCGAGGAAUAUGAGCGGUGGAAGCUCGGAGUUUAUUAUAUGGUAGGAGUUAGCGAUGAGGAAGAAGACGAGCGACACGGCGACGAGGAACAAAACGAGCGACACGGCGAUGAGGAAUUGGACGGGAGAGGCACCGCGUAG
This is a messenger RNA of Epithele typhae, 1656 nucleotides long. RefSeq lists its product as uncharacterized. The transcript has a single exon. Lineage: Eukaryota; Fungi; Basidiomycota; Agaricomycetes; Polyporales; Epitheliaceae. The annotation marks the transcript as partial. The record is from RefSeq and is a predicted model, not a curated record.